Sphaerodactylus townsendi is the source of this 1179-nucleotide messenger RNA. RefSeq names its product linkage group 08 C3orf80 homolog (gene LG08H3orf80). The record is from RefSeq and is a predicted model, not a curated record. The transcript has a single exon. Lineage: Eukaryota; Metazoa; Chordata; Lepidosauria; Squamata; Sphaerodactylidae. Bases 1 to 630 code for a protein of 209 amino acids.
AUGGCGGGGGCGAGUCUCCGCCCGCCCGGGGGGCUGCUGGCGCUGGGGGCCGCCUGGCUUUGGCCGCCGUGCCAGGGCCACUGCGGCGAGUUGAAGUGCGGCGCGCAGGAGGGCUGCUGCCCGUCGGGCAACUCCACCUCGGGCGACUUCAGGUGCUGCCCUCUGCCCUUCCACACCUUCCUGGACAACGUGGGCUGGUUCGUGCGCAAACUCUCCGGGCUGCUCAUCCUGCUGGUGCUCUUCGCCAUCGGCUACUUCCUGCAGCGCAUCAUCUGCCCCAGCCCGCGCAGGCACCCCCGACGCCGCCCCGGCCAGAGGGGCGAAGAGGAGGACGACGACGAGGAGGGGGAGGACGACGGCGACCAGGACUCGCCGGGCGUCCGGGGAGGCGGCACCCCGCUCAACGUGACGGCCGCCACCUCGCAGGACUCCCUGCUCGACAGCCGGGGCAGCCGCGACCACCCGCCGCCUCUGCUGCUGCUCCCCGUGGCCUCGCCCGUCUUCUUGCACCUGCCCGACUACGAGGAGGUGAAGGAUUUGCCCACCUACGAGGAAUCCGUGGGGCAGCAGCAGCAACUCCGCGUCCUGCCCGUCACCAGCCUGGCCGCGGCCCCCAGCAGCUGGACCUGAGGCAGCUGAACCGGCCGGAGCCCCAGGCCUAGGCUCGCCUCCAGGGAGAAGGAGCUGCUGGUGGCCACCAGGCUGGAGAGAAAGCGCCCUCUCCGCUCAAAUUCUUGCAGGGAACUGGUUGGGGGAAACGGGGGGCGGGGGGGGGGAUCCUGCUCUGGCCUGGCAUUUUGCGCAAAGUUGCACACUUGCAUGACUUAAGUUAGGGAAGGAGAGGAGAAGGGGGCGACCCAGCGCACCUUCUCUGCCGCGGCGCUUUGCACGAAGUUGCACACUUGCAAGACUGAAGUUGUCGCGGGAAGAAGGGGAGCCCUGCAGCCCCGGCGGCCUGGCCGUCUUCGAGACGGUGAUGAUUGUAUCUAUAUCAUAAGUGCCUAGUUGAAUGUGAGAAGACUGUUCCGGGGGUCAUACUCGGGAGGAGGAUUUGUGAGUGUGUGUCCCCCACCCCACCCCCACCCUCUUCCCUCCGCUUUUGACUGUCUUGCGGGGAUGCCGGUUGGGUUGGGUUGGGUUGGUUUGUGUUGUGAAACCAUUUCUUGCCGCAGAUUAAAA